Molecule: messenger RNA, 426 nt
Organism: Ascoidea rubescens DSM 1968
Lineage: Eukaryota; Fungi; Ascomycota; Saccharomycetes; Ascoideales; Ascoideaceae
Exons: 1
Coding region: 172-387 (71 amino acids)
Source: RefSeq, a predicted model, not a curated record
AUCCAAGACUCGAAAUAUUAUAAUAAACCAAUCGAUAUAAAUACAAACGAAUAUAUACAGAAUAUAAUAUAUAAAAGAGACAAAACCAAAUACACGCACCACUGGUUAUCCACAAAGCACUCGUUGUGAUACUAUUCAAUUCUAUUUUAACUUUUCUGUCUCCUCACUACGAUGCUUUCCACUUUUGAAAAACUUGUUAAAAUUUUCCAAUCAAAUCGUGAAUUAAUAUCCAAGCUUAUGACAGAAUUGGAAUUGGUUGGUACAAGUAGGCAACUUCACAUCAAUAAGCUUGAUUAUGACUUAAAUGCAUUUGAAAGAGAUGUCAAAAGAUUUGAAUCAAUACAAAAACAAGUACUAGAUAUAGUAUAUGGUAAAGAUGAACAAUAGCGUAAUUUUUCUUUACACAUUCUUAUAUUUGUAUAGAUA